CUAAUCUGGGCUCAGCCGACGAUAAAGGCUCACUAAACUAAAUCGGAAAAAGAAAAAGCUUGGAAGUGAGCUCAGCGCAAAGCUCUGCAACCCAUUCAGCAAUGGCGGCACUCUCGUCUCUGCACAACCUUUCAGCUACACUCUCGCUCUUACCCAAACCCUCCCUCUCUCUUCCUUGUAUUCAUCCCAUCCGCACUCUUCACCGCUUUGCCUGCUCCCUCUCCUCUUCUUCUACAGAAUUCAACAUCUCCUUCGCCCCACCUAAACCCAAACCAAGACCCCCGCCAAACCUCAAAGCCCUCAUCCCUCCUGAAGAAGAUGGGGACUCUCCUCCUCUUGAUGGGCAGCUUAUCAUACCCUGGAUUGUGCGUGGCGAGGACGGCAACCUUAAGCUCCAAGCUCACCCUCCUUCUCGUCUCAUUCACUCCCUCGCGGAUGCCAGCACCCAGAACUCCAAGAAGAAGAAGGAUAAGGAGAUGAAGAAGCAGAGGAAGAAGGAGAGUGCAGCUGUUGGCGGUGCUGCGGAGCCCAAGCUUUCAAAGGCGGCUAGAAGGUUUUACAAUGAGAACUUCAGAGACCAACCGCAGCGGUUGAGCAAGGUCCUUGCUGCUGCCGGAGUGGCAUCGAGGCGAGGCAGUGAAGAGCUUAUUUUUAAUGGCAAAGUGACUGUUAAUGGUUCUGUAUGCAAUGCUCCUCAGACUCGAGUUGAUCCUUCUACAGAUAUUAUAUAUGUCAAUGGGAGCCGCCUUCCUAAGAAACUGCCACCCAAAGUGUAUCUUGCCCUAAACAAGCCAAAAGGGUAUAUUUGCUCAUCUGGGGAGAAAGAGUUUAAAUCUGUGAUUGAUCUGUUUGAAGAUUUUUUCAAGGGAUGGGACAAAAAGAAUCCUGGCAUUCCCAAGCCACGGUUAUUCACUGUUGGUAGACUUGAUGUUGCCACAACUGGCAUGCUUAUUGUGACAAACGAUGGAGAUUUUGCACAAAAACUUUCACAUCCUUCGUCCAUGUUAAAGAAGGAAUACAUUGCAGUAAUUGAUGGUGUGGUAAAGACACAGCACUUAGUUAACAUCAGUAAAGGGACAGUAAUUGAGGGCAUGCAUUGCACCCCAGAUUCUGUGGAACUAAUGCCACGGCAACCAGAUCUAAAAAGACCCCGUCUUCGUAUUGUGGUUCAUGAAGGAAGGAAUCAUGAAGUUCGUGAACUUGUGAAAAAUGCUGGACUUGAGAUUCAUUCCUUAAAGCGUAUGCGAAUUGGUGGUUUCAGACUUCCAUCAGAUCUAGGGCUGGGGAAGUACGUAGAGCUAAAACAGAGUGAUCUGCGCGCAAUGGGUUGGAAGGGUUAAAAUACAGUGACUGUUUCAGCGGCCAUUCACAUUUCCCAUGCUCUUCAUGAGAAAGAAUUCAUUUGAAUGAAACACAACCUUGGAGCCACCUCCUGACUUCACUAGUGUUUGGGUUUGGUUAUCUACAAGGCCAAAAACCUCGAGUUGAUGAUGGCCGCAAAUCCUGUUUCUGGGGAAGGUCCAGUAAAUCACUUGUAUAGAUGCUGAUACAGCUGCGUUUGGACCAUAUUUUAUGUAUACUACAAUGCGAAUUAAUAAAAGAAUGACUAGUAU
Molecule: messenger RNA, 1613 nt
Organism: Rubroshorea leprosula
Lineage: Eukaryota; Viridiplantae; Streptophyta; Magnoliopsida; Malvales; Dipterocarpaceae
Source: the annotation of a GenBank genome assembly